GUCUCUCUCCCUUAAUCUAAAACCAUUAUUUGUUAUCAUUCAUGGUGGUGAUCAUCAUCAUAAUCGGUCCAGUGAUUGGCACAAUAAUUUCACAACAGAAAAGAAUAAACUCUGUCCACUCUCGUUUGAAAGAGUGACCGAAAUCAAAUCAUAUAUAAAUGGCUUGACCAUCUACACUUGGAUCCAUUUUGUCAUAUGUGUGCAUGUUUACUUCCAAAACCCAAACCGAACCAGAAAAAUUUGUUGCGUCAAUUCAAUUCAACACUAAAUGCCACCUAUAACCAUUAAUCAAAGAUCCUAUUCACCAACAACCACGACAGACAAUAGAAACAAAUUGACCAAUCGUAGUAAUAACAUAGAUUUGGGCACCAUCUCUUCGCCAAAAUUCGUACUAACAUUGAUCACAAUGUUAACAUUCACUAUAUUUCUAAUGAUGUUUGGCGUGGUAUUUGGCCAACAAACUGGUCAAAUACCGGCCAAUACUUCAUCAUCACCUUCCUCAUCAGGUGCUGGCAAUCAUAAAAACGAAACAUCAUCCUCAACAUCAUUGAAUCAUAAACCAUCCAUUUCGAAUAGUAAUAAUUAUGCUGCUAGUAUUUCACUGCUUACAUCAAUCAAUAACAACCAUAAACCUAAUUUGAAUCAAAAUUCGGAUAAACUUUAUAGUAUAGGUUCAAAAUCGGAUUCGAUAUCAACACCGGUCUAUGGCUCGAAACAAUCGAUAGCGGAUAAUAAUAAUGAACAAAAUGGCCAACAACAGACGUACAGUCCAUAUCUGAUGCCAAUAAGUAAUUAUUACACUGGAAGUAGCUCGACGGUUAGUGCCACGAUUGCUAGAAGUCCUAGAUCACCUUACCAGUAUACUCAUUACAACUCACAAGCUGAAAGUAAUAUGCCUUCAUCGAUACAGGAUAAAAUGCUGAAAACCAAUUCCAAUCACAACAAUAAUGGAACCGAUGAUAACAUUGCUGCCACACAAGAACGUCUUAGCAAACAAUUGCAAAUGGCAUUACUGUACAAUCAAUUGUUGCAAUUACAACAACAAUAUCGACCCUCAUUGUAUGGAUCGAAUCUCGGAUCUGGUCUGGCUGGAUAUAGUGGCUAUCAAUAUGGCUUUCCCAAUUCCAUUUCCUCACUAUACAAUUAUCUCGCUAAUGGACCCGAUAUGAAUUUGGAGUUGCUGCCCACAACAUCGGCAACCAGUGUCAAUCCAUCGUCAUCAGCAUCCGCAUCCUCACAUUCAUCCUCAACAUUAUCAUCACCAUCUAACCCUGAAGCCGACGACGCUCCUUCAUUGGCCGAUGAGGCAAUUCAACUGCAAGCGUUAGCAUCGUUACUAAAUUACCGUACGCAAUUGGCUAGUAUGUAUGGUGGAAGUAUGUAUGGAAGUGGCUAUGGCUCAGGUUAUGGCUCCAGUCUUGGUUCCGGCCUUGGCUCAGGCUAUGGUUCAGGUUCUGGAUCAACCAUGUCAAGUCUGUAUGGAGGAUCAGGAGGUAGUACUUUCGGAGGAUUUCCAUCAACCCUAUUCGGUUCUGGAUAUGGUAAUCAUAUGGGUAGUACUUUGUCUAGUUUAUAUGGAUCAGCUAUGCCAGCGGGCGCCGGUGGAGUCUUAUCCAGUUUAGCCGGUGGAUUAUCAUCACUAACUGGUGGCAGUGGUGGUGCUGGUGCUAGUGGCGGGGGUGGGGGAGGUGGAUUUGGCGUGCUGAACACAUUGGGCAUGUUAUUCGGUUGAUGAUGAAUGAAUAUAUUCCACCAUGAGACAAUCUGAUCUUCAAUCCGAUUCACGAUCGCUCAAAUAUAGAAAAAGAAAGUCAAGCGCAUCAUUUUUAUCAUUUAUUAUCGUUGACUACCGGUAUUUUUUUCUCUUGCUUUUUGACAAUUUUAUCGCAUUACACAUGUAAUUGACAUUUCCCAAUAACCAAGUAAUUAUUAAAGAAGUGAAGAAUUUUUGUUUGGUU
Messenger RNA from Dermatophagoides pteronyssinus (European house dust mite), 1958 nucleotides. RefSeq lists its product as uncharacterized. The record is from RefSeq and is a predicted model, not a curated record. NCBI's taxonomy places the organism in Eukaryota, Metazoa, Arthropoda, Arachnida, Sarcoptiformes, Pyroglyphidae.